This is a messenger RNA of Lathyrus sativus (Indian pea), 942 nucleotides long. Lineage: Eukaryota; Viridiplantae; Streptophyta; Magnoliopsida; Fabales; Fabaceae. The record is from the annotation of a GenBank genome assembly.
AUGCAAGAAAUACAUUCCAUCGGCGCUGGCGGUACCAGGUUCUUCGGCGGCGGAGGCGGUGACCGGAGACUCAGGCCACAUCUCAACAACAACAAUCCAAACAAUAACCAAGCCUUGAACUGUCCUCGCUGUGACUCCAUCAAUACGAAAUUCUGUUACUACAACAACUACAACCUCUCCCAGCCUCGUCACUUCUGCAAAAACUGCCGUCGGUACUGGACCAAAGGCGGCGUCCUCCGUAACGUCCCUGUCGGUGGCGGUUGCCGUAAAUCCAAACGCUCAAACAAGCCGAAAAACUCUUCCUCAUCGGAAAUCGCUGAUUUGCCGACUACUCCACCGGAGCCGGAGAACAAAUCAAACUCUCACUCGAGCAGCGAGAGUUCCAGCCUCACAGCGGCAGCGGUAACGGAAGCAGUCUCAGAACCAACACCACCAAACUCCAACGCAAAAAUCAACACCGGUUUGGAAAACGAUUCACUUGAACAACAAGGAGCAGGAGAUUGCAGUAUUUUCUCAGAGAUUGCAACUUUCACAAGCUUGAUCACUUCCUCUAACGACACAUUGCCGUUUGGAUUCGGUAACGGUAACAGUAACUGUAACGUUAACGGUUUCACCGAUGCAUCGUCGUUUAACUGGCAACAUCAGAAGGUGAUGACCGUUACCGGCGAUCAACCUCACGAACACGAAGAUGCAUUGAAGUUGUUACCGGAGAAUCUCGGUACUGGUGGUGGCUCGUCUGGAUCGUUGAUGGACCACGGUAUUGAUUUCUCUGUGCUGCAAAGCAAAACUAGCAACGGUGGAUUUGGAUCGUUGGAUUGGCAUGGUGCAGAUCAAGGUUUGUUCGAUCUUCCUAACACCGUUGAUCAUGGUUACUGGAAUCACACUCAAUGGUCUGAUCAGGAUCAGGAUCAGGAUCAUUCCACUCUCUUUCAUCUUCCAUGA